AUGGAGAAGUUCUCGGCAUUUCGGGAUCCCGGAACAGGAAUUCAGCCGUUCCUGAAACCUGUUCCGCCCACAGGCAGUGAGACACUGACAGCCAUCGCGCUGCCGUUUGGCUACGUCGUCGGUACUGUGCGGACAUUGCUGGUACUGAUAUCGGGCGUGCUAUAUGUCGUCCUGGUUGAAGGAGUGUGCCUUGCUCUUAAACCAGUGCCACCGCUACAUCGAAUCGUGACGCUCCUCUUAAUUCUUGGACUGCCAUGGAUCCCGGUCGAGAUGGUGACCCGUAAACGAGGGAGGGGGUCCAAAGCACCUGAGCCAUGGAGCCCUGGUGCAGGCGAUAUCAUCGUGUCAAACUGGGCCUCGACCAUUGAGAUCCUAUGGUUAGCAUUCCGUGUAUUCCGCUUCGACUUCCCGGAACCCAGUGCGCGUGUCUCCUCGCCCGUCGCCCGGACGCCCGGACGACGCACUGGCACCGGCUCCGCAGCCAUAUCUUCUCCUGCCGCUCGUGCCCCGACGCCGCGUGUGCCCAUUGCAGGCUUCAAGCAGGUAUCACUCUUUGGCAUCUUGCGUGCCACCGGGCACGUUCCAGACGCUACACAGCCUGGCUCUCCGGGCAUCAAGUCUCUGGAGGAGAUUCGGAGCAACUCCGACCGUCCUGUCGUCGUGUUCCCGGAGUGCGCGACGAGCAAUGGACGUGGUCUGUUGAGGUUUGCAGAGAUCUUCAAGGGCGUCUCUGUCCCUGUGACGAAGUUCAAGGUCUUUGUUAUGUGUGUUCGCUAUGACCCUCCGACUGCACUCUCGCCAACGAUGACACACUCAAUACCGUCUAACUCAAUUAAUCCCAUACCGCAGCUCUUCUCGCUCACGACUUCUCUGGUGCCACUCACGAUGUCCAUACGCCUCCUCGCACCGUCAGAGUCACCGAGCUCCGGCUCGUUCCUUGCGAGCGAGUUCCUCACAGAGGGCACAAACGACGACUACCUCACCGAAGCGUGCGCAUCACUGAUUGCACAGAUCGGCAAAAUGAAGAGAGUUGGAUUUGGUUGGGAGGACAAAGCCGCGUUCUUGGAAUUCUACAACAGCAAGAAGUAG
Molecule: messenger RNA, 1089 nt
Organism: Fomitopsis serialis
Lineage: Eukaryota; Fungi; Basidiomycota; Agaricomycetes; Polyporales; Fomitopsidaceae
Exons: 8
Coding region: 1-1089 (362 amino acids)
Source: RefSeq, a predicted model, not a curated record